This is a messenger RNA of Phymastichus coffea, 830 nucleotides long. RefSeq names its product methylated-DNA--protein-cysteine methyltransferase, inducible (gene agt). Lineage: Eukaryota; Metazoa; Arthropoda; Insecta; Hymenoptera; Eulophidae. The record is from RefSeq and is a predicted model, not a curated record. Gene Ontology annotation, molecular function: methylated-DNA-[protein]-cysteine S-methyltransferase activity. The transcript is spliced from 2 exons. Gene Ontology annotation, biological process: DNA repair. Bases 74 to 667 code for a protein of 197 amino acids.
AGAAAACAGCGCCAAAGAAGUUCAACGAAGUAAUUUCAACGCGAGUUGCUGUUAGAUUGUCAACUUUUCUUAUAUGCCACAAGAUACCAUGAUUAAGUGUGACAUAAUAAAGUUUAAUGAGAUAUCAGAAAUGUUUGAAUUAAAAAUUUAUUAUUCAUUUCAUGAGACUCCAUUUGGAAAAUGUUUGAUUGCUUAUACCAAUAUCGAGGACAAAGGAGAUGUAGUUUGUCAUUUAUCUUAUGAUAAUGGCAAGGAAAGUGAUGUAGUUCAGCACUUAAAGUCUAGAUACCCAGGAGCUCUAUUUAUUGCAAAUACAAAUGCAACAAAAAAGAUUAUCAAUGCAAUUUUCUAUCAAAAUGAAGAAAGCAAUAAUAUUUGUAUUUCUGUACUUUUAAAAGGGACAGAUUUUCAAAUGCAAGUUUGGGAAGCAUUGACACAAAUACCAACAGGUACAUUAUACACUUAUGAGGAACUUGCCAAAACAAUAAAUAAACCAAAAGCUGCUCGUGCUGUUGCUAGUGCUUUGAAAGCUAAUCAAAUUGGAUACUUAAUACCUUGUCAUCGUGUAGUUUGCAAAUCUGGAUGUAACAAAUUUAGUUGGUGUACUCAAAUAAAAGAAAAAAUGCAAGAAUAUGAAAAAACACUAAUGAAUAAUGGCUUAUAUUAAUUACACGUAAAACUAUUUUUGUACAUAAUUCUGUAUAAAUAAUAAUUUUGAAAGAAUUUAACAGUAAAAUAAAAAUAAUUUUAGUACAAUUAUAAAAUGCUAAAUAUAUUUAUGUUAAUUGUAACUUAGAAAAAAUAAAAGUAAGAUAUAUAACAAAUGUUUA